Messenger RNA from Adineta steineri, 2985 nucleotides. Lineage: Eukaryota; Metazoa; Rotifera; Eurotatoria; Adinetida; Adinetidae. The record is from the annotation of a GenBank genome assembly.
AUGUUAUUAUUUAUACUCAGUUUUUCAUCGUUUAUUUCUUCACUUUAUUCAUUCAAUUAUCAGACUGUUGAACAUUGGAGAUAUUUAAAACAAGAUAAACUUGCACAUAAACCAUCCUAUUUUGGUUAUUCACUAGCUGUUCAUCGAUCAAGUUUAUUAGUCGGUGCACCUCGUGAUCAUUCACCACAUGAUAUUAUAGCAAGACGUGGUGCUAUAUGGACAUGUGAAUUUCAUUCAGAUGAUCAUUGUCAACGUAUACCAUUUCGCCGUGAUGGCGAAGCAAAUGUUCGUGUUGGUACUUCAUUUGAUAAUAAAACUGAUCAAUGGUUAGGUGCAUCAUUAGCAGCUAACGAUGGCAAUAUAAUAGCUGGUGCACCAUUUCUUAAACAUCGCAUAAAUGAUGGACACAGCCUCGAGUAUGAAAUACCGGGUGGUGCACUUAUUGGAAAAUAUGGUACAUCAUUAUCCAUGACAGACAGUACACAAAUAUUUUCUCCGUCAUUUCUUAAUUGGCAUUCUCGAAAUUAUAAUCAAGAAGGUUAUGGUGAAUUUGGUUUUCAAGUAGCAUUAAGUAAAAAACCAGAACGUAUUAUUAUAACAGCACCAGGUUCAUUUUAUUUUCGAGGUGGAAUACAUUCAAUACCAAUCCUAGAAAAAAAUUGGAUUGAUUCAAGACAUCCAUUUACUUCUCCACAUUAUCAAUGGCGUGAUGCUGGUUGGCUUCGAUAUCCAUCAAAUUAUUCAUCGAAUGAAUAUGAUGACUGGUGUUAUCGAGGUUAUGCAUUAGCUUUAGGAAAUUUUAAUAAUGAUAAAAAUCAAGAACUUGUUGUUAGUGUACCUAAAUUACAUAAUUAUCGUGGAGCAGUUGAAAUAAUGAACAGUAAUCUUGAUGAACGUUCUAUUCGAACAUUAAAUGGUACACAAAUUGGAGAAUAUUUUGGUGCAUCAUUAUGUGUCAUUGAUAUCAAUAAUGAUGGACUUGAUGAUUUACUAGUCGGUGCACCAUUAUAUACAGUAAAAAAAGAUGGUCGAAUUAUACCGGAUGCCGGUCGAGUUGUUAUAUUUCAUCAAACACCGGAGCAUAAACUUAUACAAAAACAAACUAUUGAAGGAACACGAGAAGGAGGACGAUUAGGACAUGCAUUAGCAAAUUUAGGUGAUAUUGAUAAGGAUGGUUAUAAUGAUGUAGCUAUUUCAAUUCCAUUUGGUAAUAAGAAUUCAUCGAAUACUGUUCAUAUCUAUCGUGGAUCAAAAGAUGGACUUAUCUUAACACCGACACAAAUACUUCAACAAGUUUCCUUAAAAGGAUUCGGCUGGGCAUUACAAGGUCAAUUUGAUUAUGAUAAUAAUGGCUUUUUAGAUUUAGCCAUCAGCAGUAUUCAUUCGGAAACCGUUGCUAUCGUUUUGUCACGACCGGUACUUCGCUUACAAACAAAGCUAGACCAUAGUUCACCGACAAUUCCACUUAAUUGUACAUUACGUAGUGAAGAUGCAUGUUUUGUUCUUAGUAUAUGUAUUUAUGUCAAUGAUAAUAAUUAUAAAUUUUCAAAACGGGAUUCAUUGACAUAUGAAAUACAACUUGAUAAAGAUAAAAAUCAACCUGAUAAACGUUUAUUAUUUCGUGAAUCAUAUAAACCUUUUAAAAAACGACAAUUAAGAUUAGCAAAUCAUGUUUGUCAUGAUUAUUCAUUAUAUAUGAAAGAUGAUGUUAGUGAUAAAUUAAAACCAAUACAUAUAUUUGUUGAAUAUACUCUUUCAUCAAAAUCAAAUCCUAAUAUUGUUCCACCAAUACUUGAUCCAGCAAAUUCAUCAUUUAAUUAUAACAUUCCAAUACAAAAAGAUUGUGGUUCAGAUGAUACAUGUGUAUCAAAUCUAACUAUAUCAACAACAAAAUGGCCAGAUAUUUAUAAAGUUGGUUUAACGAAAAAAAUUCUUCUUGGUAUAAGUGUAAUGAAUACAGGUGAAAAUGCAUAUGAUACAAAAUGUUUUAUACAAUUACCUGUGGGAGUUGAAUAUGUUAGUGCAAAUUCAAGUUCAAUUAUUAAUCUUUAUUGUAAUUUGAUGAAACAAUCUGAUCGUAUUGUUGUUUGUCAACUUGGUAAUCCACUUUUAGCAAAUACGAAUAUAUCAUUACAAAUUCAUUCAGCUGUAAAUAAUUAUUCAGCUAUACAAGCAGAUCCACUGAUAUUUUUUAUUAAUGUAACAAGUGAUAAUCCAGAUUCAAAAAUAUUAUCAACAGAAAUCAUUCUACCAAUAUUUAGUAUACCAGAAUUAGAUUUAAUCGCUGUUGCGAAACCAGAACAGAUAGCUCCUGAUACAUCAGAUAAUGUCAUUGUCAGAUAUACCAGUUCUAGUUCAAAACCAAAUGAUCUAGAAAUUGUUCAUACAUAUACAUUACAUAAUAAAGGACCAAGUGAUGCUAAACUUACAGAAGUUAAAUUAAUGUGGCCAAUGCUUCCAUUAACUGGAUUUAAUGAACAAACACCAUUAUUACAUGGAAUUGGUACACCAAAUAUUAUUCGAGUAUCAGAUCCAAAAGCAAAUAAAGAUAUAUGUCGUAUUUAUCGUUCAUCAGCGUAUAAAGUUCCUCAAAUAGAAAGUCCUCGGAAUAAUCAACAACCAUCAUUUUUUGAAAAAUUUCGUCCACCAUUAACAAAUACUCUUCUACUACAAGAAUCAUCUACAGUCGAUCAUCCUCAAGAAUCAUUAGUACCAUUAUUUUGUCAUGGACCAUUAUGUAAAACAUAUAUUUGUUCUAUUGAAACAUUACCUAUUGGUCAUAGUGUUUUAAUACAAUUAAAAGCAACUUUAAGAUAUAGUUAUUUUCAAUCAAAAUUUGAUCGUUCAAAACCAUUUAUUAUUGCUUCAAAUGCAAGUGCACAAGUACGAGAAUUACCAUUCAAUUUUUCAGGAACAAAAUUUCAACAACAACCAAUCAUUCAAUCAAAGGUAUUUGUUGUUAUAAGUGUUACAAUAAUAAUAUAG